Pygocentrus nattereri (red-bellied piranha) is the source of this 2453-nucleotide messenger RNA. It is a transcript of the gene pargl, whose product is annotated as poly (ADP-ribose) glycohydrolase, like. Gene Ontology annotation, molecular function: poly(ADP-ribose) glycohydrolase activity. Gene Ontology annotation, biological process: carbohydrate metabolic process; regulation of DNA repair; ATP generation from poly-ADP-D-ribose. NCBI's taxonomy places the organism in Eukaryota, Metazoa, Chordata, Actinopteri, Characiformes, Serrasalmidae. The record is from RefSeq and is a predicted model, not a curated record. Bases 357 to 2189 code for a protein of 610 amino acids. The transcript is spliced from 17 exons. Gene Ontology annotation, cellular component: nucleus; cytoplasm.
CCAGUGAAUUGAAGAACAAGGUGCUUCUAAGUGGCUGGUGACAUGAACAAUGGCUCCUCUGUUAAGAAAUGAUUUGAGUGGUGGCGCCAUCUGUUGGUAGAAAGAAUCAAAUGCAACAUGACUAGUCUACUUCAGGGUGACUCGCACAAGUUAGCCUAGAGCCUAAAAAAGGCUAGUUUCAAAAUGAGCUAGCUUAAGAAGAAGAACAAGAAGAAUGUGUACACGAGACUAAAGAGAGCAUGUUCUAGGCUUUUCCAGUUCCUGUCCGGCGAGGUGUUUUCAUGAGGAACAGCCCACCCUGUUUCUGAGUAUAAACUCCUCACCUCACUCUUACUUUCACAUUCGGUAAAACGUCUAUGCUCCUCACUUCGUCUCCCGUCACUCUGCCGCGCAGAUUGAGCCGCCGUGUCCACACACUCAGCCUAAACCUCUUUUUUCAGCAGGGUUGGCUAAGAGAAAUGCCAUUUACGUUCCUGAAAAUUGGGAGGAGCAAGAACGAGCAGAUGGCUCAAAGAAAUAACAGUUCUCAAAUGAGUGAAUGCCUCAACCACAUGGAUUCCGCUGGUGAGGGUGGAGAGGGCUCCGGCAGAAGACCACCACAGGAGCCAUCCACAAAACGCAGGCACAGUCAGUCUUCUAGUGCAGAAAACACAAGCUUCGACUUUGGGGAAAACCAGGAAGACACAUAUCCCAUUGGACGACUGAAGAAAGAUCCUGAUUGCCACAUGCAGCUGGAUAGCUUGUCUGGCGGACCACAUCACACUGUGCUUAUCGAUACAAAGGAAUUUUAUGACAGAAAACUCACUCCAUAUAAGGGGCAACAUGUUUGGGACAGCAACCAUGUGAAAUUGCCUCCAGGUCUCCCAAAGAGUAAUGCUGAGGCUCGCUGGAGAGCCGUACAGAGAGCGCUACACAACCUCACAAUGAGCAAGCCUUCAGUAGGAGAUGUAGAGAUGGCCAUUAAGUCAUACAAUCACUCUCACCAAAUGCAAUGGCCUUUCGAUUCCCUUUAUACCUACUUUAAGUGUCUAAACAAAAAGGAGAAAAAUUUUUCCAGUGUGAUCUCCAAAAUGGCCAGUCUGGCAUUGCAGCUACCGGAUCUCAUCAAACAUCCCAUUCCUAUGCUGAAGCAGCACCGCAGCCAUGCCAUAACAAUGUCCCAGGUACAGAUCUCCUGUUUGUUGGCCAACGCCUUCUUCUGCACCUUCCCCCAUCGCAACGCCACUAAGCCUGGCAGUGAAUAUUCCAAUUACCCCACUAUCAACUUCAGCAGCCUGUUUGGUAACACAUGCAAGCGGAAGACAGAGAAGCUGAGAUGCCUUUUCCAUUACUUCAGCACUGUAACUGAAGAAGGCACAAAACCUGAUGGACUAGUCACUUUUGAAAGAAUCUGCAUUCCACUAAAUGAGCUCCCCACCUGGAAAGAGCAACAAGAGACUCUGUCCAACCUUCAUGUCACUGCCAAUGGCACCAUUGAGAAAGAAGGUAGUGGUAUGCUACAGGUGGAUUUUGCCAGCAAGUUUGUAGGUGGAGGGGUGCUGGGGAGAGGACUGGUCCAAGAAGAGAUCCGCUUCCUUCUGAGCCCAGAGCUGAUCGUGGCCAGGCUCUUCACUGAGAAACUGGCUGAAAAUGAGUGCCUGAAGAUCACAGGAGUUCAGACAUACAGUGUUUGUUCUGGCUAUAGUGAUUCCUUCGAAUGGCUCUGUCCACAUAAAGAUGACACUGAGAGAGAUGAGUGGAAAAGGCGGUACUGUCAGAUUGUUGCCCUCGAUGCUUUGAGCUUCAAGGACCCCAGGGAACAGUACACUGAGCAAAACUUAAAGCGAGAGCUCAACAAGGCCUAUGUUGGCUUCAGGGGGGAUCCUAAUAUUCCUUCUGACUACACUCCUGCCAUCGCAACUGGAAACUGGGGAUGUGGGGCUUUUAACGGUGAUCCAAGGCUUAAAGCUCUCAUUCAGAUGAUGGCUGCAGCUGUGGCUAAACGAGAUUUGGCGUUCUUCACCUUUCGGAACAAGAAUCAAGCACAGGAAUUGCAGAAAAUGCAUAAAUUACUGAAGGCUCACCAAGUCACCGUGGGCCAGUUAUACUUGCUGCUGAAGAAGUACUGUGAUGACUACAGUCAUUACCAGCAUAAGAAGAAUGUCUUUGAGUUUGUCAGAGAAAUGGCCAGUCCAUCUAGUCAACUGUGAAGUGGAAACAAACACAGUACUUGAGAGCAACACUGAGAGGAAUAGUGUGACUCCCUCAUCAUAUAACGAAAAAACUGUAAUGAAAAAAUUGAAUGAAUUUUUGGGUUGAGGGUUUACAUUUAUCUGCAAUAGAAACUUCACUGAAAUUUCAGCGCCUGACGUGUUGCACUUUAUAUACUGAUUUUAAUAGGGUGCAUAUUUCUUUUCCUGUGAUCUUAUCAUAAUGCAUUUUUGUAAAUAAUAAAUAAAUGAUAAAUAAUAAAA